Messenger RNA from Arachis stenosperma, 2130 nucleotides. RefSeq lists its product as uncharacterized. Bases 1 to 2130 code for a protein of 709 amino acids. The transcript is spliced from 2 exons. The record is from RefSeq and is a predicted model, not a curated record. Lineage: Eukaryota; Viridiplantae; Streptophyta; Magnoliopsida; Fabales; Fabaceae.
AUGGCCGACGCACCGCCUCCUUCGCUAUCCGAGCUCAUGCAGAUGAUAGCUGAGUUACAACAAGCCAACCAGCGGAUGGCCGACGAAAAUCAAAUAAUGGCCGCUCAAAUCGCUGAACUGAACCAUGUUCGGACAGAACACAACGACGCUCAACACCAGCAAACAGAGAAUGAUGAGCAUCAUUCACCCUCCCAUGUCUCAGAGACCAUCCGAGCUGAUGUAAUUCACCCCGAAAAUGAAAAAGAAAGAACCGAUGAUCAUGUGGGACCCUUCACCAAGGAAGUGAUGGACUUCGAGUUGCCGAAGAGAUUCACUCUACCACUAACACUCACACCUUAUGAUGGCCUCGGGGACCCGAAAAAAUUUCUCAAGAAAUUCCAAUCAAUAAUGAUCGUUAACGGUGCAUCCGACACUGUUUUAUGCCGUUGUUUUCCAAAUUAUUUAGACGGUCCUGCACUUGAUUGGUUGUGUGCUUUGCCUGCAGGUUCUGUUUCGCGAUUUCAACAACUAGCCAAGCUGUUCGAAGAGCACUUUGCCGGAUCCGCAAUAUAUCUGCAUGACUCUGACUAUCUGAACACCAUUAAGCAGGGCCAUAAUGAAAGCCUGAAAGACUAUAUGACUCGUUUCACCAAAAUAGCCAUCAGCAUACCUGAUCUCCACCCAGAAGUCCAUUUGCACGCACUCAAAAGCGGCCUCCGACCUGGAAAGUUCCAAGAGACCAUUGCGAUAGCGAAGCCAAAAAUCCUAGCCGAAUUCCGGGAAAAAGCAAAAGGGCAAAUCGAUAUCGAGGAGCUCAGACAAGCUCAGAAAUCUGAUAGAACAACCUACAGAGACGAUGAUAAAACUCCAACUAGUAAGAAAUGUUUCAAACUAACACCUCGAUUUGAUUCUUACACGCAGUUUAACGCUAAACGGGAGGAUAUUAUCAAAGAAAUUCUAAAUUCAAAGCUCAUCAAGCCACCACGAAAGGCCGGCACCUACCAGGACACUAAAAAUGUAGACAAAUCUAAGUAUUGUGCCUUCCACCAGAAGCACGGCCACACAACUGAUGACUGUGUGGUAGCAAAGGAUCUUUUAGAACGUUUAGCUCGGCAGGGCCACCUUGACAAGUACAUCGGCGGCCACAUUCAAAAACGUUCCACAGCCCCGAGGAACGAAGAUUCAUCGGAUCAACAACACCGGGGAAAAGAAAGGACAACGUCAAGUCAAUAUGAAAAACCCCAAGGUAUAAUCAAUUAUAUUUCAGGUGGAUACGCCAGUGGAGGGUCAUCAAGCUCGGCAAGAAAACGAUCGUAUCGAGCUAUAUGCUCGAUAGAUGGGAUCCCCCCUGAACCAACUAUCUCAACACAACUUCCACAAGUGACAUUCACACACGCCGACUUCAAUUCAAGCAUACACAACUUGGAUGACCUUGUACUCAUCACCCUUCAAUUAGGAGAUCUAUUGGUAAAGAAAGUACUUUUGGAUCCAGGAAGCAGCGCAGACGUUCCAUUCUACACAACAUUCCAAAAAAUGAAGCUCAGCAACAACGCACUCCAGCAAACAGGAGGAGACCUCAUCGGAUUCUCGGGCGAACGAGUACCAAUCUUGGGGUCAGUGUGGUUACAAACCACACUGGGUGAGCAUCCUCUUUCCAAAACAUGUGAUAUUCAAUAUUUAGUCGUUGACUGCUUUAGCCCUUACAACCUCAUACUAGGCCGACCUUUUUUGAAUAAGUUCGGCGCUAUUGUAUCUACAGUUCACCUGUGUGUCAAGUUUCCUUCGCAGCAUAACCAGGUUGUAACAAUCCAUGGAGAUCUUAAAGAGGCACGCCAAUGCUACAACAUCUGCAUGAAGCUACCAACCCGCACAUCCCUAAGCGAUGGUGAACUACAAGCCAUCACCAACUUUUUACAAACACAAGCCGACCUCUUCGCAUGGACACCUUCCGACAUGCCUGGCAUUGAUCCUCAGGUAAUCAGCCACAAAUUAGCAAUAAACCCAUCUGCACGACCAGUACAACAGAAGAAGCGAAACCUCGGCGCAGAAAAGAAACAAGCAUCAUUAGAAGAAACCCAAAAGAUAAUCAAUGCAGAGUUCAUCAAAGAAAUCAGAUUCACUACCUGGCUAGCAAAUGUGGUAAUGGUAUGA